Messenger RNA from Rhizophagus irregularis DAOM 181602=DAOM 197198, 1697 nucleotides. Lineage: Eukaryota; Fungi; Glomeromycota; Glomeromycetes; Glomerales; Glomeraceae. The record is from RefSeq and is a predicted model, not a curated record.
GCAUACUUCUUUAAAAUAUUUUAAAUAAUAACCGAUAAAAAAAAAUUAAAUUCUAAAAAAAAAUGUAUCAAGCUAUUAUCUUAGGAUUCAUUCUAAUAAUAACGCUUUACGUUCUAAAGCGUAUGCGUGAACCAAAAUUGAAUAUGCCGCCACUCAUUCGUUAUAAAUUUCCGAUUAUUGGUCAUACUUAUAGUUAUUUGUAUAAUACUGAAGAAUUCCUUAAACAAUGUAGAAAAGAGUACGGAGAUAUCUUUUGUCUUUAUAUAUGGGGUCAAGUGAGAAUAAUUGUUGGAAAAGAACAUUCGCAAGAAGUAUUAUCAAGAGAUGAUGUAUUUGAUUUUUCAAAAGCAAUUGAAAGAAUAUUUCCAGGAGAUGUAAUGCUUAAAACCUUAGAAAGGUUUACAAAUACAUCAAAAGUACUUAAAGAAUAUGUCUUAAAUAAAAUGAAAUUUUAUAAUGAACGUAUGCAAAAUAGUCUUUAUUCAGCUACCAAAAAACAAAUUGGCGAAUGUGAUGAACCAAAAGUUAUUUAUAAUAUAUAUAAUUUGAUUACUAAAAUUAUUUCUGCCCCUAUUGCAAAUAUUUUUGUUGGUGAAGAGAUAUCACAAUAUGAGGAAAUAAUAACUACAUUUGCGGAAUUUACAAGUGAUUCAGCAAUAUUUUUAAUGAUCCCACCAAUCCUCGAUUUUAUUUAUCCAGGACUUCAAAAUUAUAUCAACCGUAUUAUUUUAAGAUUAGGAUUAUAUAAUCCGGCAGUUAAACACCAAAAUAUAUUAAUUAAACAUCUUAAGAAACAAAUUUGCAAACGUUUACAAGAUAAAGAAAAAAAUGGUGAAUCUUGGAAACGGCCUGAUGAUUUUCUUCAAGAUACUAUGGAAGAAGAAGAUUUUGAUCCUAAUAAUGUUGAUUAUCCAUUUAUAGCAGAUAAGUUAGGCGUAUUCAUUUUUGUAUCAAUUCAUUCAACAUCGAGUACCUGUGCAAAUGCUAUUAUUGAUUUAGCAUCUCGACCUGAAUAUAUGCAAGAAUUAUAUGAAGAACAAUUAGAAGUUCAUAAAGAAGCAGAUGAAAAUGGUAUACUUCCUUUUGAAGCUCUUAAUAAUAUGAAGAAAUUAGAUAGUUUUAUUAGAGAAUCAUUAAGGUUAACAGGAUUUAUAACGGGACUUCAACACGCUAUAUUAAAAGAUUAUACAUUCUCUAAUGGAUUACAAGUACCGGAAGAUUAUUUAAUUGAUCUUUAUUUUGAUGAUAUUUAUGUAGAUGAAUCAUUACAAGGACCAAAUCCAAAAUCAUUUGAACCAUUUAGACAUUUAGAUGCAAAUGUUCCAGCAUCAAAAGUAACUAGAAAUUAUUUAGCAUUUGGAGGUGGUAAACAUGCAUGUCCUGGAAGACAAUUUGCUAUAAACGAAAUUAAAUUUUUUAUGCAUUACGCUAUUUUGAAAUAUAAUUUCCGUACAGAAAGUGGUAAAAUCGAAGAAAAAACGAGGCUUGGUCCAAUGACAUCCCCAAGUUCUUGCGGAGUUGUUUUUGAAAAGAGAAAUAAGUGAAUUUUAAGCUAUUGAUUUUUUUUUUCCAAGUUCAAUGUAUUUUCAUAUUAGAACUUUAACAUAUAGUACAAAUAAAAUAGUUAUAAAUUGAUUCACAUUAUAAACUAUACGAAAUUCUGACAAAUAAAAAUUUAUAAAAUUUAUUUACCAUAA